This is a messenger RNA of Suillus bovinus, 984 nucleotides long. RefSeq lists its product as uncharacterized. NCBI's taxonomy places the organism in Eukaryota, Fungi, Basidiomycota, Agaricomycetes, Boletales, Suillaceae. The record is from RefSeq and is a predicted model, not a curated record. The transcript is spliced from 4 exons. Bases 97 to 690 code for a protein of 197 amino acids.
CGCGGAACUGUAUAUAAGAGGUUUCGGUCAAGACAACUUUUUUAGCCUCGCAUUUGCAUCCCGACCACUGUAUCAUUUGGCACCUCGACGAUCAUCAUGCCAAGACCUCUGCAAAUGCCCUACAUUUUCGAGGAUCGGACAGCCCGUGUAACUGGCUCGGAUUAUGAUGACAUCUACGACCGCAUGUUCAUACGUGUCGUGCCUCAUCCACGUUCUCCUGCCAGAGACGACGCCGUUUUGGCUAUCUAUAACAUGGGACGCCGUUCAACCCGACACGGAGACACGCGGCAUCUGGAGAGACAGCCUUCAGUGGUACUUGAGUUUGCAGAGGGUGCUGCAGGAGGACUAGGAAAUAUUUCCUUUUUCUACCCUCCUGCGCCCAGCAUGACGAUUCCGAUGAACAGAUACCUACGAAGAACGGCCUUUUUCGGAGGAUCUCUCUCCAGAAAAUUCCGGGCGGGUGACGGCCGGGAAUACAGAUGGGAACACCAAAGCGCAGAUGGCCACGAGUGGUCGUGCAUUUCAGAAGAAAAUUACCUUGUCGCUCAUUAUGAUCUUCGUCAACCGCACAUGCCAGCUUAUGGCGUCUCCGGAAACACUCUGACCGUUCACGAAUCAUGUUGUCACCUUUCCAUAGACAUUAUGGCUUCGCUCCUCAUCAUGCGCUACAUUGCAGAGCACAACCUGUAGAUACACAGACCGUACCACAUUUCAUACUUACCUCAAAAUUGCCCACCUCCAAGGCAAACUUCGCAGUCAUGCUAAUUACUUCAUGCUGUAACAUAUCCCAUUGUCAUGGACAACGAAUACUCAAUGAUCAGGCAGGAUCUUCUUUACACCCUUUUCUUUCUUGCAAUGAACAAGAUUUGAUGACCCCCCGUCCCCUUAUUUCCGUCCUGCCUAAUUGAUCUGUUAUCCUUACAUUCGCGUAAUACCGAGGGGAGUGAACUCGGCGGAACAAACCAUUUAAAAUGACAAAGAGCU